This is a messenger RNA of Scutellospora calospora, 489 nucleotides long. Lineage: Eukaryota; Fungi; Glomeromycota; Glomeromycetes; Diversisporales; Gigasporaceae. The record is from the annotation of a GenBank genome assembly.
AUGCCUCAUUCUAUGGUUAACCAGCCAGCUCCCAGAGGCUUAAUUUUAAAAAAUCAGCAUGGGGAAGACAUUAACUUGGAUGAUUCUAUUGGUAAAAAGCUAACGGUUGUAUUUUUUUAUCCUCAAGACAGAACAUAUGGAUGUACUAAAGAGGUCUGCUAUUUUCGGGAUUCUCAUACUGUUUUCUCCGAAGCUGGUGCUGUUGUGUUUGGUGUUUCCUCCGAUUCACCCGAAAUGCAUAAAAAGUUUGCAGAAGAACAGAAUUUACCAUAUCAAUUGUUAUCUGAUCCAGAUGAUAAGGCAAAAAAAGCAUUUAAGGUUCAAAAAUCCUUUCUUAUCUUGCCUGGUCGUGUGACUUACCUCAUUGAUAAAGAUGGUAAAAUUCAAGACGUUUUCGAGUCUCAAUCAGAUUUAGAAGGCCAUGCUAAAAAAGCUGUGGAAUUCAUUAAACGUCAUGCUAAUGAGAAUUCUGUUGAUGCUUCUUUGUAG